AUGGGUCACCUCCAUGACUACAAAGGAUUCCGCAAGUACCACCCCAAAAGAGGAACAGGUGGCGUGGAGAGGAGUCUGUCCGAGACCCUAAGCCUCCUAAGCAGUGGAGCUGGGAAUGGUGCCGUGAUCUUUACAGAGAGCCUGGAUGACGAACGGCUCUGGGCAGCCGGGCCCACCUCCAGGGAAACAAGCACAGGCACAGAGAUGGAGCAUAAAAAUAGAGGCGUGUGCUCCAAUUAUGGCAUCUGCUGUGAUACUAAAGACAACCUGCCACCCACAGCCCCCUCCAGCCGGCAGAGCGCCCAGCCCACCUCCGGCCUCCACCCCAAGUUUGCGUCUCGCCCCAAGGUAGAGAGGAGGCUGUUGGGCCAGGACUUUGACAGGGCUGCUCCCCAGCCCAACCUGAGGCAGGGAGGGGCUCUUGGGUGUGGAUGUGGGUCCGGCGCCGAGGCCGUGUGGGCUCUUGCAGCUGCCGCCGCCGCCUUCCCGCCGCCGCGCUCUCAGUCCAUCUCCGUGCAGUGCCAGCUGCCACCGCCGGGCCGAGCCGGGGAGAAGGAGGGAGGUCCCCGGAUUGGGUGUGUGCUGCCCGGCGGCCCCGGGCCCGCCGCCCCGCCGCAGCCGCCGCUUCAGCACCGCGGACAGCGUCCAGCCCGCGCGCUCCGGGCCAAGCCAAGCAGAGAGGAGCCGUGCGCCCCGCUCCGCCCGCCCGUCCGUCAGCCUGAGAGCGGCAGGAGCGCGCCGCGCCGCGUUCUCAUUCCUCCAGCCUCCUCCCCACCCGCCCGAGGAGGCUGCCUCCGGCCCCCAGGGCCCAGCUCCAAGAGUAAAGGGCGCCGCGCGAGGCCACCGGGUGGGUCUCCCGAGGACUGGAUGCGCCUCUGCCAGCCCCGUCCCAAACAGGGAUUAGCGAUCUCCUCCCGCCCAGCGGGCUAG
Messenger RNA from Galeopterus variegatus (Sunda flying lemur), 930 nucleotides. RefSeq names its product opioid growth factor receptor-like. Bases 1 to 930 code for a protein of 309 amino acids. The record is from RefSeq and is a predicted model, not a curated record. NCBI's taxonomy places the organism in Eukaryota, Metazoa, Chordata, Mammalia, Dermoptera, Cynocephalidae. The transcript is spliced from 4 exons.